AUGGCUGGUCAGCCCCACAAGCCCCAGCAGUUCCUUGGGGCUACAGGCACGUGAAGCAGGAGGCCAGUGGCAGAGCUUGGACCGCUCUCCCAGUCCAGUCCCACCAUGGACCCUGCGUAUAAGAUGGGUCACAUUCGCAAGCUGCAGGCAUAGCACAUACAGAUGCAAGAGAAGACUUUCACCAAGCAGAUCAACAAUAUCUUCCAGCACGGCCGGGUGGGCAUCAAGAUCCAGAACCUGUACACAGAGCUGGCUGAUGGCACCCACCUGCUGCGGCUGCUGGAGCUCAUCUCGGGGGAGGUCCUGCUACCCCCCAACCGGGACCACAUGCGCAUACACUUCCUAGAGAACAGCAGCCGAGCUCUGGCCUUCCUCAGGGCCAAGGUGCCAGUACCCCUCAUUGAGCCAGAGAACAUCAUGGAUGGAGACCAGACGCGCAUCCUGGGACUCAUGUGAGUCAUCAUUCUGUGUUUCCAGUUUUCCCACAUCUCCCUGGACAGGGAGGAGUUUGGGGCCAGCACAGCCCUGCUGUCUGCCAAGGAGGCUCUGCUGCUCUGGUGCCAGCAGAAGACGGCCAGCUACGCCAACGCCAACAUCACUGACUUCUCCCGCAGCUGGAGUGAUGGGCUCGGCUUCCGUGCCCUCAUCCAUGCCCACAGGCCAGAUCUGCUUCACUACGGCUCCCUGCGUCCCAACCGCCCACGGCACGACCUCCACUGUGCUUUCCGCGUGGCUGAGCAGGAGCUGGGCAUCGCUCAGCUGCUGGACCCCGAGGACGUGGUGGCCCUACAGCCCGAUGAGCGCUCCAUCAUGACUCACGUCUCCUUCUAGUACCACCACUUCUCCCACCUGCACCAGGGGCAGACUGUCCAGAGGAGACUCGCGAAGAUCCUGCUUCAGCUCCAGGAGACAGAGGCUCUGCAGACCCAGUGCGAACAGCUGGUGGCCAACCUCCUGUGGUGGAUCGCAGAGAAGCCGGUGCAGCUGGAGGCCCGGGAUUUCCCAGACACCCUGCCAGGCAUGUGCCAGCUGCUGGUGGCCUUUGCCUCCUUCCGCACCCAGGAGAAGCCACCGAGGCUGCAGCAGCGAGGGGCCACGGAGGCCCUGCUCUUCCGGCUGCAGAUGGCACUCCGAGCCCAGAAUCGCAGGCACUUCCUGCCGCACGAGGGCCUGGGCCCUGCAGAGCUGUCCCAGAGUUGGGCAGGCCUGGCGCAGGCAGAGGCCUCGUGGAGCCAGGCCCUACAGCAGAGGUUCCUGCAACUAGAGAGGUUGGAAACCCUGGCCCGGCGCUUCCAGCGUAAGGCGGCCCUCCAGGAGAGCUUUCUGACAGACACAGAGCAGGUGCUGGACCGGGCCGCAGCCCCGCCGGCCAGCCCGGCCACAGUGGAAGCAGCCACCCAGAGGCUGCGCAUGCUGGAGGCCAGCAUCCUGCCCCAGGAGGGGCGCUUCCAGGCCCUGGCCGAGAUUGCAGACAUCCUCCAUCAGGAGCACUACCAUGGCUGGGCAGAGGUGGCCUGCAGGCAGUUGGAGAUCACUCAGUGCUGGGAGCGGCUCCUUCCGCGGCUCCAAGGGCAGAGGAAGCAGAUGGCAGGCAUGCAGGCUGUGCUGAGCCUGCUGCAGGAAGUAGAUGCCUCCAACCAGCUCAGCCAGCUGCAGGUGCUGGCCAUCUCCAUGGCCUGUGGGCAGCAGCUGGCAGAGGUAGUGGAGCUGCUUCAGGGGCAUGACCUGCUGGAGGCCCAGAUCUCGGCCCAUGGCACCCACGUGAGCCAUCCUGCCCACCAGACAAUGAAGCUGGAUUCUUCCCUGGGCACUAGUGUGGAAGUGCUGCAGGCCAAGGCCAGGGUGCUGGCCCAGCUCCACCAGAGCCUGGUGUCUCUUGCCAGGUCCCGGCGGGCCUUGCUGGAGCAGACCCUGCAGCGGGCAGAGCUCCUGCACAACUGUGAGGAGGAGGAAGCCUGGCUGAGGGAGCGGGGACAGCUGGUGGAGGAUGCGGCCCUGGGCCCGGAUCUCAGCCAGAUCGCUGCGGCCCUGCAGCAACACGAGGCCCUAGAAAACGAGCUCCGCCGCCACCAGGCCGUGUGCACUGAUCUCGUGCGGAGGGGACGCGACCUGGGUGCACGCGGGCCCCGAUCACGGCGGUGCAGGGCGCGCGGCAGAGGCUCUGGGCCCGGGCGGCGGGGCGCGCGGCUGCAGGCGGCCCUGCUCGUCCAGCAGUACUUCGCCGACGUGGCGGAGGCAGCCUUGUAGCUCCGGGAGCGGCGGUCAGCGCUGGAGAGCACGUCCUUUGGGCAGGACCAGGCAGCCGAUGCCCUGCUGUGGCGCCACCUGCGGCUGGAGCGCGCAGUGCGCGCCUUUGGGGCCGAGCUGCGGCGAUUGGACGAGCCCGCGGGGCGGCCGCAGCCCGGGCGUCGUCGCUCCUGGUGCGUGGUGUCUGCCCUGAGCUCUCCGAAAGAAGGCCCAAGAAACCCAGGGGCCCCGCGUGAGGUUUCCUGCUACUCUGGCCCCCAGGGCACCCAGAAGAUGGCCCUCCCAGAUGAGCCUGACCCUGACUUUGACCCCAACACCAUCCUCCAGACACAGGACCACUUGAGCCAGGACUAUGAGGGCCUGCGGACCCUGGCAGAGCACCGCAGGGCCCGGCUGGAGGAGGUGGUGGCCCUGUUUGGCUUCUGUGGCUCCUGUGGGGAGCUGCAGUCCUGGCUGGCAAACCAGACAGGGCUGUUCCGAACACUGCCGCCCCAGGACAACUUGGAGGUCAUGCAGCUCAAGUAUGAGAAAUUCUUCACUGCCCUGGCUGUGGGAAGAGGCCUCUGGGCUGAGGUUAGCAGCUCCACUGAGCAGAUGAAGCAGAGAUGUCCUGGAGAUUUCCCCAAAAUCCAGCGACAGCAGGAGGAACUGAGCUGGAGGUGGGAGCAGCUGGAGGCCCUGAAGAAAGAGAAGGAAACACAGCUGGCGUGCACCAUGCAUGUGUGCAGUUUUCUGCAGGAGUGUGGAACCACAUGGGUCCAGUUGCAAGACAUGAUACUCCAGCUAGAAACCCUGGAGCCGGGGCACUUAGAGGACAGCCACCGCUGUCAAGUGAGCCAGCAGAAGAUACUGGCGCGGGAGAGAGGCAAAGGGCCGCUAGCGAGUACGGCCUGGGUUCGGGUCGAGGACCUGGGCCCCACAGAGGGCCAGUCCCUGCAGGGUCAGGUGGAGACGCCUCAGGGGCUGCUGGAGCGAGUGCAGGAGCAAGUGACCCAACAGUCCGGGGCCCAGGCCGAGGCACAGGCCCACCAGGGCUUCCUGCAGGGGAGCUGGCGGCUGCUGCGGUCAGGCGGUGUCUGGGCUCAGCUGCACAGCGAGGAAGAGGAGGUGGUGGACGUGGCCUCAGCCUAGCGGCUUCUGGCGGAGCACCAAGACCUGCUGGAGGAGAUUCACCUAAAGCUGGAGAGGCUGCAGCAGCUGAAGGCUCAGGGCCAGCCCAUGGCAGCCUUGGACUCCCCAGACUCCUGAGAGGCAGCCAGUAUCCUGAGGCUCCUGGGCCAGCAAGGCAGGGAGUUGAAGGCAGCCUGGGAGCAAAGACAGCAGCGGCUGCAGGAGGGGUUGAAGUUGCAGAGGUUUUGUCGAGAAGUGGAUGUUUUCACUGCCACCUGUGCCAACCACGAGACCUUCCUACAGCUGGACAGCCUCGUGGAGGACGUGGGGGAGGCCCAGAGCCUGCUGCAGCGGCGCCAGGAGUUUGAGCGGCUCCUGGAUGCCCUGGGCCCUCGAGCAGAGGAUCUGCGAGCACGUGGCAAGAAGCUGGCUCAGAGCCAACACAAUGGAGCCUCCCCAUAUCCUCCCCCACUCUGCCUGCCCUCCCGGGUCCGAGAGCAGCUGCCGCGCAUCCAGGCACAGUGGACCAGGCUCCAGGAGCGUGCGGCCUGGGUUCGGCAGCUGCUGGCUUCCCUCCAGCUGCAGGAAUGGAAGCAGGACGUGGCAGAGGUGAUGCUGUGGAUGGAGGAGAAGUGGCGGAUGCUGGCAGACGAGCCAUCCCGAGCUGGCAACAUCCUGCAGAAACUCAGGUGGAACAAAACAGCUGAGCGUGAGCUGGUGGCCACCCAGGGGCACGUGGAGGGCCUGCAGCAGGUUGGGAGAGAGCUGUUGAGCAGCAGGCCCCGUGCCCAGGAGGACGCGCAGGCCGGGCUUCAGGGCCUGAGCAGCAAGUGGGAAGAGUUGAACCGCCAAAUGGCAGAACAUGGGAAGCAGCUCCGGCGGGCUCGGCAGCAGGACCAGCUCCUGGGGCUGCUGCAGGAAGCCAAGGAGAAGAUGGAGCAGCUAGAGGGGGCCCUGCAGAGUGCAGAAAUGGGGCAGGACCCGGGCUCAAGCCGGGGGCUGCAGAGACAGCACCGUCAGCUGGAGGCCGAGAGCCAGGCACUGGCCAGCAAGAUGGCUGCCCUCGUUCCCCAGGCCCACCAGGUGGUCAAUACCCAGACCAUCGUGGAGGAGACCCAGAAGUACCUCCAGAGGUUCGAGUCCCUUCAGGGAUGUCUGGCCGCCCGGCGACUGCAGCUGCAGGCCUCCGUUGAACUGUACCAGUUCCACCACCUGAGCGACAUGGAGCUCACUUGGGUGGCAGAGCAUACGCCUGCACCCAGCGCUGGCUCCGAUAAAUACUUGGAUGGUGCCCACAGUCUUCUCCGCAAGCACGAGGAGCUCCGCGCGGAGGUGAAAGCCCACCAGGGACAGGUGCGACGGGUGCUGGGUUCCGGCCGCAGCCUUGCAGCCUCAGGGCGCCCCCAGGCCCAGCACAUCGUGGAGCAGUGCCAGAAGCUGGAAGGCCGCUGGGCGGAGCCGGAGCAGGCCUGUGAGGCGCGACUCUGGGCCCGGAGCUGCUGGGUCCCCAUGGGCAAAGAAACCUCUUUUUGCUGCCUGCUGGAGAGCAGUGGCGUGAUGUCCCCAAGGGGUGAUGGCGGGUCCCAUCUGAGAUCGUCAAGUCAUCAAUUUUAUACACAUCACUGUAUACAUGUCAAUCCCAAUCGCCCAAUUCAGCACACCACCAUCGCCACCCCACCGCAGUUUUCCCCCCUUGGAUGGUAUUUCCUGGACGUAUCAGAGCUGGAGGACUGAGUGGAGGAGAAGUGGCCUCUGGUGAGCAGUCAGGACUGUGGCGGGGAUGAGACAGCCACGGUCAGGCUCAUCAAGAAGCACGAGGCCCUGCAACAGGAACUGGCUUAUUGGAGCUCCAUGGAGGAGCUUGACCAGAGAGCCCAAACCCUCACUGGCCCCGAGGCCCCUAUGCAGCUGGGCGUGGUGCAGGAGAGGCUCUGGGAGCGGCUGCGGGCACUGCAGGAGUUGGCAGCCACACGGGAGCGGGAGCUGGAGGGGACCCUGAAGAUGCACGAGUUCACGAGGGAGGCCGAGGACCUGCAGGGCCAGCCGGCCAGCCAGAAGCAGGCAGUCAGAGGAGGAGAGAGCCUUGGGGAGGACUACCAGGACGCUCUGCGCUUCUGCACCAAGUUUGUAAAGUUUCAGCACCAAGUAGAGAUGGGGGGCCAACGGGUGGCAACCCGCCAGCAGCUGGCAGAGAGCCUGCUAGAAUGUGGGCACAGCGCUGCCCCUCAAGCCCAUCAGAUGCAGCAGGAUCUGCAGGCUGCCCGGUUGGAGCUGUGGGUGCUGACUCAGGGCCUGCUCCAAGAUGCUGAGAUCACCCUCAAAGUUCACAGAGGUCUGUUGGAAGCCCUCACCCAGGUCCAGGAGAAAGCCAUAAGCCUCCCCUGUGGUGUGGCCCGGGACCUGUGUGGGCUGGGGGCCCAGCUGAGGAGACACGAGGGGCUGGAGCGUGAACUCGUGGGCACUGAGCGCCAGCUGCAGGAGCUGCUGGAGACUGGAGGGACGGUGCAGAAGCUGGGGCCCCAAGCGGUGCAGCAGAGGCAGCGGGCCCUGGUGCAGGCUUGGGAGACCCUGAAGCUGCACGUGGAGCAGCACCGGGUCCAGCUGGAGUGGGCAUGGCUCCUGGCCCGCUUCCAUGCAGCGGUGCGGGACUGCACCUCCUGGGCGCGUGUGUGACAGGAGCUGCAGGUGGAGGAGAUCUCCCAGGAGCCCGGCAGUGGCCCGCUGAAGCUCAGCGCCCACCAACAGCUUCGGGCAGUGCCGGAGGCCCAGGAGGAGCUGCACCAGCAGGCUGCCCGUGGCCAGCAGGCACUUUUGGCUGCAGGGACAUCCAUCAAGGAGGUCCAGGAAGGGCUGCAAGUCCUGCGGCACAAACAGGAGCAGGUGUUCCAGGCCUAGCAGAAACAGGAGAGGCUGCAGGCCAGGCACCGGGAGCUGCUCUUCCUCAGAAAGUGCGGCCACCUGGACGAGACCCUCACGGCCCGGGAGGUCUUCCGGAGAACCAGUGCCCUGGGGAGCUCCGUGGAACAGGUGGAGCAGGUGAUUCGCAAGCAUGAGACAUUCCAGAAGGUGCUGACUGCCCAGGACGAGAAGGCGGCUCUGUGUGAGCAGGUGAAGAUGCUCGGGGGCCCCAGGGUGCAGGACCUGCUCUGCACCAUGCUAGGGCGCCGGGCUCGGGUGAAGGAACUGGCCGAGAUGACUGCCUUCAUCAGGGCCGCCAUCCAGGCCAAGGACAGGAUCCAGGAGUGACUCCAGCAGCUGAAAGAACCAGUCCCUCCUGGGGACCUGAAAGAUAAGUUGAGGCACGUGCAGAAACACCAGGCCUUCGAGGCUGAGGUCCAGGCCCAUGAGGAGAUCAUAACCUCUGUUGCCAAGGGGGGCGAGGCUCUCCUAGCACAGAGCCACCCUCUGGUGGGAGAGGUCUCCCAGAGGCUGCAGCACCGAGAAAAGCUGAAGCAGGCGGUGGCUCUCCGGGGCCAGGACCUGGAGGACAAGCGGAACUUCCUGGAGUUCCUGCAGAGAGCGGACAUUGCAGAGGCCUGGAUCCAGGAGAUGGAGGUGAUGGUGAACAUCGGCGACCUGGGCCAGGACCUUGAGCACAGCCUGCAGCUCCACAGGCGGCUCCGCAAGCUCCGAGGAGUCAGGGCCGGGGACACGGUGGAUGAUGCCCACAUCAGGAGCAUCAAUGACUUGUCCCUGCAGUUCAAGAACCAGGACCCUGAGCAACUCAAGACCACCUGCCAGCGGUGACAGCAGCUCAACAACAGGUGGAACGGUUUCCAUGGCAACCUGCUCUGGUACCAACGGCAGCUUGAAGGGGCCCUGGAGAUACACACGUUGUCCCAAAAGCUGGAUGACCUCACUCAGCAGAUCGGGGAGGAGGCCACCCUGGUCCAGGCCCUGGACUGUGGGAAAGAUCUGGCGAGCAUGCAGAGGCUGAGGCGGAAACGCGAGGAGUUGGAGCAGGAAAUAGGCCUCAUCCAGGCCCAGGUGGAGCCUGUAGAGCAUGAGGUAGGCCGCUUCCGCCAGAGAAGCCCUGAGGCUGCCCACAGCCUGGGCCGCAAGCAGCAGGUGAUGAUGGGCAGCUGGUGGCAGCUCUGGAGUGGGGCCCAGAAGCGGUACAAACCCCCAGGCCUCUUUCCCUCACUGCUCUCGCUGACCCAUCCCCUGCAGCGUCUCAAUCCCCACCCUUCCCUAAGAGUCUGUCUCCAUCCUUCUAAUAACCAUCUGUAUCGCCACCCUAUUAACUCCCAGCCCAUGGGCCCUUCUUUGGCUGAGGGGAUUCAGGGACAGAAGGCACUGGUGGGGGAAAGGGGCUCAGAGGCCCUAGGACUAGCUGAUGAACCCUAUGGCAGGAAGGAGUCGCUGGAUGCCUUGCACCAAGCUCAGAAGCGGCAGGCAACGCUGCAGGAAUUGAUGAUCUGGGCCCAGAGGCUGUGAGCUGAGAUGGACGCCCAGAGCACCCCCAGCAGCUUUGCGGAUGCCCAGAGCAUGUUGGAGGAAAACCAGGAGCGCAAGGCCAAGCUGGAUGCCCGAACAGACAGCAUCAGCCUGGCCCAAAGCACUGGGCAACGACUGCUUGCCGCCUGGCAUGCAUCCACCCCCGACAUCCGCCAGGCCCCGGCUGGUUUAGACCAGGAGCUGAACAGCCUGGAAGGGGCCUGGCAGGAGCACCAGCUCCAGCUGCAUCCCUUGGAGCUACAGCUGGUUCUGAGCUCUUUGGAGCAGGUGGAAAGUUGGCUCUGCAGCCUGGAAGCCUGCCCAGCCAGUGGGGGUCUGGGGGACUCCUUGCUUGACGUGGAAACACUGCUGUGGAAGAUGCAUGAGCGAGACCUGGAGGCACAGGCGGAGACGAUCAGCGCGCUGGAAGCCUCCACCCUCAGCCUGCACCAGGGUGGACAGCCCGAGGCCCAGGGUGCCCUGGGCCGGUGCCAGGCCAUGCUCCUGAGGAAAGAGGCACUCCUGGAGCAAGCCAGGACCCAUCACCGCCAGCUGGAGGAGCUCGGGCAGCUGCAGGCUUCCCUGCAGGGUUCCUAUGAGGUGGCCGCAUGGCUGAGGGAGAAGAACCUGGUGGUCCUGGAAGAGGGCUGGCAGGCCCCAGCCGGGCUGCAGGCACAGUUGUGGCGGCAGCAGGAUCUCCAGGCCGAGCAGGACACGAGUGUACACCACCAGCAAAGGCUGCAGACGGAGGGGCAGAGGCUGCUGCGGGAUGGCCACACAACCUCAGAGGCCAUCCAGGAGCGGCUGCAGGAGCUGAGAGAACUCUGGGAGAAGCUACAGGCCAACUGUCAGAGGAAGGCAGCCAAGCUACAGGAGGCCCUGGAGCGGGCUGGAUGCAGCUCUAGACUCUCCCCCUCGUGCCCACCUCACAUUCUGCCCCAGGCCCUGUGUCUCCGGCGGAGCGUGGAGGAACUGGAGAAGUGGCUGGAGCCCGUGGAGCUCAAACUGAGAGCCCCCAUCGGGGGCCCAGAGCAGCCUGGGCUGGACGAGCUCAUGGGGGCUCAGGGAGAGCUGGACAGGCAGGCCGGGCCCGCACAGGCCUUUGUCCGGGAAGGCCACUGCCUGGCUCAAGACGUGGAAGAGCAGGCUCAGCGGCUGCUUCAGAGGUUCGAGAGCCAGCGGGCGCCCCUGCGGGAGCGCAGGACAGCCCUGGAGGCCCGGAGCCUCCUCCUGCAGUUCUUCAGGGACGCCGAAGAGGAGAUGGCCUGGGUGCGGGAGAAGCUGCCCCUGACGGCCGCCCGGGACUGCGGCCAGAGCCCUGCGGCCAUCCCCCGUCUUCCUCCGACUCUGCAGAACCUGGAGACUGAGAUGAGCAGCCACGAGGCUCUGACCCGGGCGGCGGCGGGCACAGGGCGCGAGCUGGUGCAGGCUGGGCACUUUGCCGCCCGCGACGUGGCUGCCCGGGCGCGGCAGCUGGAGGAUGCCGUGGGCCACCUGCAGGCAGAGGCUGCGCAGAGGCGACAGCGGCUGCAGCAGGCUCAGGAGGCCCAGCAGUCCCUGAUGGAGCUCCCAGAGGCAGAAUCCUGGCUGGAAGAACGGGGCUGUGUUCAAGAACGGGACAUCGAGGAUAUGGGCCAGAGUGCCGAGGCCACGCAGGCCUUUCUGCGGUGGCUGGAGGCCACCAGGAGAGACCUGGAGGGGUUCAGUAUGUGCAUCGAGAGGCUGCAGCAGACAGCAGCCCUCCUCGAGAGCGGGCAGAACCCAGAAACCCCCAAGUUGCUCGCCCUGAUGCUCACGGUGAGGGACACCCACUCGGGGCUGUGGCAGAGAGCGGAGGGCAGGGAGCAAGGCCUUCGGGAGCAGCUGCAGCUCCACCAACUGGAGUGGGAGGCCCUGCUCCUGGACGCCUGGCUGGCGAGCAAGGUGGCCACUGCCGAGUCCCAGGACUACGGGCAGGACCUGGAGGCCGUCAAGGUGCUGGAAGAGAAGUUCGAUGCUUUCAGAAAGGAAGUCCAGAGCCUGGGACAGGCCAAGGUGCAGGCCCCGCGGAAGCAGGCAGGCUCCUUGGAAUGGGCGGCACCCAGGUGCUCUCCCCAGAUUCAAGGGCAGCGGAGUCACAUCGAGGCCGCUUGGGAGAGACUGGACCGGGCAGUGAAAGCCCGCACACAGAACCUGGCCAUGGCCCGUGAGGUCUGUGGCGUUGAGCAGGCGGCAGCCGAGCUCCGGGGCUGGAUGCAGGAGAAGGUGGCCCUGGUGGCAAGAGAUGCCUGUGGCCGCAGCCCGGCGCCGGUGCAGACCCUGCAGCAACAGCACAGAUGCCUGGAGAGGGAACCGGCAGCGAUGGAAAAGGAGGUGGCCCAGGUGCAGAUGGAGACCUGCCAGCUGGGCCAGCUACACCCUGUGGCUCAGGAGGGCCUGGCCAAGCAACUGGCUGAGGUGCAGGAGGCCUGGGCCACCCUGAAUGUGAAGGUCCAGGAGCGGGGUCAGCUGGAGGAGGCUGCCCAGGGCCACGCCUUCCUCGGACGCUGUCGGGAACUGCUAGCAUGGGCUCAGGGGAAGCAGGGGCUGGUGUCCUCAGAGGAGCUGGCUGGGGAUGUGGCUGGGACUGAGCGGCUCCUGGAGCUGCUUGAGGAGCUGGGGCAACAAGUCAAGGGGCACUGCCAUCAAGCCCAGAAUGUACAGCAGGAAGGGCAGCAGCUGGUGGACAAUGGCCACUUCAUGUCCCUGGAGAGCGCCCCGUCCCCCCAGAUGACAGAGUGCCUGCAGGAGCUGGACGGUCGGCCGCGGGCACUCAGGGAGGCCUGGGCCCUGCGCCGGGAGCGCUGUGAGGGGAGCUGGCAAUUGCAGAAGCUGCAGCAGGGGCUGGACCAGGCCGAGGCCCGGCUGGCCUGCCGGGAGGACCUCCUGCUGGACCCCAACGGCGUGGUCUGGGCCCUGAAGUGAACCUGCAGGUGGCACCAAGCCUCAGGGCUACAAGCGAGGACACCCUCAAGGGGACAAGGAGACCCAGCUAUCAGGCCCCUGGGACCAACUUCUGGAAUAGACGGUUAGGAGACAGGCCCCACCAAGGUCACAGCUUGCUGAAGUCACACCGUUAGUACUGGUCUGUCUUUGGCUCAUCUGAUCCCAGGUCUGGCCCACCCCUAUCAAUCAUGGGACAGGAAGCAGCAGCCCUUUGCCUGAGUCCCUGGGUGAGGAAGACAGGAGUGCUGGCUGUCACUGCCUGCGAGUCACCUGGGCAGGGCCAGGGCUGCAGCAGCAAGACCCGCCCCCCAGGCUAAACUGGCCACCUCUCUGCUUGGAGCGAGUGGGCCGGAGUGGAGUAGACACUGCCAUGAGCUCACAGCCUGCUCUUCAGGGGAAGCCCAAGCUGACUUGCCAGCUCUAUAAGUGACGUGUGACGUGUGGAUGUGAGGGGGAGAAGGUGAACCCAGACCCUGGCGGGGACACCCUUGGGGAAGCAGCACAGCGGAUUCACAGGACCAGGAAAGCGGUGACUGAAGAGGCUCCAGGGGCGGACCCAACGCCAUCGAUCCACUUCCUCCUCUCAGCCUCUCCCUCACCCACCCAAAAAUGACUCUAAAGGGGACAGGAAUGGUGCCCCCAUCUCUUCAAGCUCCACCUUCAUCAGGGGCUCCUGAAAACCAUGAAGGCUCCAGUCACAAAGAUGGGACACCCCGUUUCCUUCAACCCAGCCCAAGCCACGUCCCAUGACAGCCCCAUGCUCCCUUGGGCCCCAGCCAUCUCCACAGGGGCCAGGCCUGAGGCCUGAAGACAGGGAUGCUCAGAGGACUCCUCUCCCCAGAGCCUGGCCUGGCAUUUGUCCAGGGCCUGGCCCAAGGACAGAAGCCACUACAGAAGCAGGCCAGCCCUUCAAGGCCUAGGGCCUGGGCCCAGCCCCGCCCGUGCAUCUGGCUUUCUUCCUCUGGGUGACCAGUACCUGGGAUGUAGGGAAGACAAGUCUCACCACUUGGUCAGAGGGCAGUACCCUCAGAGGCACCUUCAGCUGCUCUUGGGGCGCAUCCUGCAGGAAGGAUGAAGAGGACUUAAGAAUCUCCACCCUUCCAUUCCAGCAAAGCCUCACCAAUUGCCCCGGGAGUGACAGAGAAGUAGCCGGAAGGGGGACAGGAGGCUGAGGUCAACCCCACACUUCCCAGGAUGCCUGACGCUGCCAGGGACUGAUAGGGAGGGGGCUCGGGGUGAAUACUCAGCUCCUGCUCCCAGCAGGCCGGCCAAUGGAAGCGGAAGGAGCCGGCGCCCACGGAGGCCUCCUGCGGACCCUCACAGGACCCGGGAACCACAAGCUGAACUCCGCCCUCUGACCCUGGAAACAGGAACCAGAGCAGAGAGGCUGGGAGUGGGAUCUCAGCCCACAGAGGCCCCUGUCUUGCCUAAGGGGCCUGGGGGGCGGGGCACUCCCCCCCACUGAGAUGGAGGUCUGGCUCAGACCUGGGCUGGGAGAUGGGGUCCCACCACAGCCCCUCUGAGGACUAAAGGGAAAAGCCCCAGCAUGGAUUCGUCCCCUCACCCCUGCUCCUGGCUGAGAGCUGGGGGCAGCUAGUGCAAGGUUCCCUCCAGGGUCCCCUUAGAAAGGGGAAGACAAGGGCUGAGAGACGGCAGCUCUCCCAGUGGUUCGGGGACUCACCCUGCUGGCCCCCGGCCUUCUCCAGUCGAACAUGCAAGCAGGAGAGCUCCCGGGCCUGGGUCAUUAAGAGAGCCCCUCAGACUCGAGCCCCUCCCCUGCUGGAGACGCCACCCUCCCAACACCCUGGUUCCUGCUCCUCAGCACCUUUUUACCUUGGCCCUGAGUCACCAAACAUUUGCUUGGCGUUGUAGCCUCUGGAACUAAAAUCCCAGCCGCCCCCGCCCCCCCCGCCCAGCAACAGCGCUACCCGACCCCCGUGGUGGGCCCAAGCUUCAGGCCCGGGGAGAAGGGUGAGCAGAGGGCAUGAGGGAGGGGUUCUAGACUCACCACCAGGAUGCCAUUACUGACGAGGCGCUCAGCACAGUCGGUCCUGGAAAGAGCCCCCAGUGACCCUUAGUGAGAACCCAGGUUCCCAUCCCCCAAGGAGGUCUGGGCUUUCCUCCUCCACCCCUGAUGCCUCCCAGGGAAGGGUGUCAGCUCUGGGUGCGCUGGGCUCUGUCCUUCCCAUAAGGAAUCACUCCCACCCGGGAACUGCCCCAUGGCCCGACUUACAGAUUCUGCAGCCGAAAUUCAACUUCCAGCUGCCCCUUGCCCUGGAGAGAGAAAGAAGCAAGUUCGAAACGGUGAGGAGUACGUGUGUGUGUAGGUCCCAACCCAGACACCUGGGCUGCUGCGGUCCCAGUGGUGAGGAGAGCCACUGGCCACCUUCCCUGGACUGCUCCAAGAAAGCUGCCCUUGGCCUAGGGGACAAGACAGAGGGUCGGGGACAGGACUGCUCUUUGGUGGACAGGAGCUCCUCGCUGACAGAGGCCUCUGGGAUGCCAGGGAAGCCUGGACACUCACUGGAGAAGAAAGCCAUGUACCUGGCUACCCUCCAAAGCAUCCCCUCCCCAGGGCUGAAGCCCUCCACUGCCUGCACACAGCCUUGCCUGAGGGUUCAGCGAGAAGCUCUCACGCCGGGACUCCCCAGCCCGCAAAGUCCCCACGUCAAACAGCACUGACAACAGAGGGUCAUCCUUGGUCAGAAGGUCCUGGUCAAAGACUUUGAGUUGCACGAUGUUCUGAAAGGGGAACAGAGUGAGGGGGCUGCAGGAAG
Eubalaena glacialis (North Atlantic right whale) is the source of this 13535-nucleotide messenger RNA. RefSeq names its product spectrin beta, non-erythrocytic 5 (gene SPTBN5). Gene Ontology annotation, molecular function: actin filament binding. Gene Ontology annotation, biological process: actin cytoskeleton organization. The record is from RefSeq and is a predicted model, not a curated record. NCBI's taxonomy places the organism in Eukaryota, Metazoa, Chordata, Mammalia, Artiodactyla, Balaenidae. Gene Ontology annotation, cellular component: cell projection; plasma membrane; cortical actin cytoskeleton.